AGCGCCAGGGUUAGGGACCUGCGACCUCUCUGCCUCUAAGGCAGGGAAGUGAGGGCACACGAACUAUUUGUGGGGAUGCUUGGUGACUGGCCACUGGGUUCACGUGCAAAUCUGGAAAAAACACCCUUUUUUCUGGCUCCUGCAGUCCCCCCUAGGCCCUCCACCCACAGGCAGGCUCCGGGAGGUGCACAGGAUAGCGGGGCUCCUGGGGAGGGGUUGGCGGGAGGGGCCUGGGAGGCUGGGGGCCCUGCUGGGCGGGGCAGGAUGGGGGCAUCCGAGUCACUGCUGACUGUCAAGCUCACUCGGCAGUUGUCCGGUCCCUGGGGGGCCCCGAGCCUGUCCUUGUAGGGAGUGACAGGCAGAGUGCGAGCUGUCCUGGGGGAGUGGGCAGGAGCUUAAGACAGACGGCCCGACAGGGAGGGCACAGACCAUCGCACCGCGGACCUGGCAUGGCCAGCAGGAAGACCAAGAAGAAGGAGGGGGGGGCCCUCCGGGCGCAGAGGGCGUCCUCCAACGUCUUCUCCAACUUUGAGCAGACGCAGAUCCAGGAGUUCAAGGAGGCCUUCACACUGAUGGAUCAGAACCGAGACGGCUUCAUCGACAAGGAGGACCUGAAGGACACCUACGCCUCCCUGGGCAAGACCAACGUCAAGGACGAGGAGCUGGACGCCAUGCUGCAGGAGGCCUCGGGGCCCAUCAACUUCACCACCUUCCUCAACAUGUUCGGGGAGAAGCUGACCGGUACGGACGCCGAGGAGACCAUCCUGAACGCCUUCAAGAUGCUGGACCCCGAGGGCAAAGGCAGCAUCAACAAGGACUACAUCAAGAGGCUGCUCAUGUCCCAGGCGGACAAGAUGACUACGGAGGAGGUCUGGCCCUGGGCCCCACCCCUCCUCCCCCACGGCCCGGGGACCCCAGGGCUUGGCUGGGGGUGGGCCCUGGCCCUGAGAGGCUGGAGGGUUGGUGUGGGUGGGACACCCAGCGGCUGAGCCCCAGCCCCCCUCAUCCCCACAAGCACAGAAACAAGCCCAGAGCAGGUUGGAGGUGGGGGCCUGUCACCCUCGGGCUGCACCCCUGGGGACCCACUUGCUCUGCCCUCCUGCAGGGCCUGACACCCGCCACCCUGCCCGCAGGUCGACCAGAUGUUGCAAUUUGCAAAGAUCGACGCUGCAGGCAACCUGGACUACAAGGCACUGAGCUAUGUGCUCACCCAUGGGGAGGAGAA
Molecule: messenger RNA, 1225 nt
Organism: Myotis brandtii (Brandt's bat)
Lineage: Eukaryota; Metazoa; Chordata; Mammalia; Chiroptera; Vespertilionidae
Gene: MYL5
Product: myosin, light chain 5, regulatory
Exons: 6
Coding region: 450-989 (179 amino acids)
Cellular component (GO): cytoplasm
Molecular function (GO): calcium ion binding
Source: RefSeq, a predicted model, not a curated record